AUGCUCAGUAUGAAAGACAACAUCUUUAUGAUCAUUAUAACUGGAGAAUUCAUAAUAGGAAUGCUGGGGAAUGUAUACAUUGGACUAGUAAACUGUAUUGACUGGAUUAAGAAGAAAAAGAUCUCCUCAGUUGACUAUAUCCUCACUAGUCUAGCCAUCUCCAGAAUCUGUUUGCUCUGUAUAUUGAUACUCAAUGUCAUCAUAAUGGUAUGAUACCCAGAUUUUUAUGAAAAUGAUAAACUACAGGCAUUCAUUAGUAUCUUCUGGACACUCACCAACUACUUAAGCACGUGGUUUGCCACCUGACUCAACGUCUUCUAUUUGCUCAAGAUAGCCAAUUUCUCCCAUUUGCUUUUUCUCUGGCUAAAGCGAAGAAUAGACAGAGUGAUUCACUGGAUUCUGCUGGGUUGUUUGGCCAUUUCGUCUUUGAUCAGCCUUAUACUAGCAAUGACACCAAAUUAUGAUCAUGAGUUUCAUAAAAUUGUAAAUCCUAAAAGAAACUGCACUGAAAUGUUCAAUGUGAGUAAAAGUCAGUACUUCUAUUCAUUGAUUCUCUUUAACCUGUUGGCAGUUGUCCCAUGUACUGUGUCAUUGAUCUCAUUUUUCCUUUUAGUUAUGUCCCUAUGGAGACAUAUCAAGCAAAUGAAACUCAGCGUUACAGGCUGCGGAGACCCUAGCACAGAGGCCCAUGUGGGAGCCAUGAAAACUAUGACUUCAUUUCUCUUCCUCCUUUUUGUAUAUUAUGGGGCUUCUCUUUUGGCGACUUUUAGCUACCUUAUGAAAGAAAGCAAGUUAGUUGUGAUGUUAGGAGAAAUGAUAGCAAUUCUCUAUCCUUCUGGUCAUUCACUUAUUUUAAUUAUUAGAAAUAACAAGCUGAGGCAGGCAUCUAUCAGGAUGCUGAGAUAUGGGAGAACAUUCUGCAUGAUGUAAAAUCUUAGCUUUAUAAAUGGGUUUUGCUAA
This is a messenger RNA of Enhydra lutris kenyoni (northern sea otter), 960 nucleotides long. Its product is annotated as taste 2 receptor member 8. The transcript has a single exon. Gene Ontology annotation, cellular component: membrane. Lineage: Eukaryota; Metazoa; Chordata; Mammalia; Carnivora; Mustelidae. Gene Ontology annotation, biological process: sensory perception of taste; G protein-coupled receptor signaling pathway; detection of chemical stimulus involved in sensory perception of bitter taste. Gene Ontology annotation, molecular function: bitter taste receptor activity; G protein-coupled receptor activity. The record is from RefSeq and is a predicted model, not a curated record.